This is a messenger RNA of Aspergillus affinis, 4629 nucleotides long. RefSeq names its product putative RNA processing protein Grc3 (gene grc3). Gene Ontology annotation, biological process: regulation of DNA-templated transcription. NCBI's taxonomy places the organism in Eukaryota, Fungi, Ascomycota, Eurotiomycetes, Eurotiales, Aspergillaceae. The coding region runs from base 1 to 4629 and encodes 1542 amino acids. The transcript has 7 exons. Gene Ontology annotation, molecular function: DNA-binding transcription factor activity, RNA polymerase II-specific; zinc ion binding. The record is from RefSeq and is a predicted model, not a curated record.
AUGAAGCGAAAGGCUGACAAACAGCCAGCGGCCGCUCCGAUGAGCGCCGUUGCGGCGCGCAAAGCUCGCCAGCAGCAAGCACAAGCUACCGUGACCCCAGUGAAGCCGUCGAAACCUGAAUCAUCCGGCGAACCUCCUUCUAAAAAGGCGCGUCGCACUCCCGAAAAAGAGGAAGAGAACCCGGCACCAGCAGUCCCGGCAGAGGAUCGCCGCCAAACGAGACGAUCAACCAGGCAAAAGACCGAGGAUUCGAAGGCACAAAGCACACCGGAGAAAAAGGCUAAAGCGCCAGCCUCAAAGCCUGUCGAACAAGUACCUCCCCCUAGCACCUCGCUGGGCAAUGGAAACGAGGACGCAUCUGAGGAGGAAUCGGAAGACCAGAAUGACAUUGCGCGAGAGAAUGGAGUCGGUCCUGCGCAAAACGAUGACGAUGAGUAUGAGUCGCCUGUAGACACGCCGGCCCUCGCUCAGGAGGAAUUCCCAUUGUCAAGGACUCGAUUGAACAAAAGCAAUAUCGUCUACAGCGAUGAGGAAAGGCUGUGCGUCCGGAUUAAAGACAAAAUGAGUCUAGUAUUGCUUGGCCACUACGACCUUUGGGUGAAACGAGGUGUGAUCAGUCUGAUGGGCGCCAAACUGCAUCCUUCGUCUCGAAUCUACAGAGUCUAUGCGCCCUCAACUCACUCUCUCCCGGUCAUCAAGUGCGUCUCGAGCGUCGAUGGUGCGGCCGAAAUCGAGGUCAAGUCAUGCCACAGCGGCAUCUAUCGUCUCAGGGAUCUGUCUCCUCUAUACCAACGGGUGUGGAAUGGAAAAAACACAUCCGCUGACAAGCUCACCCUGAAGAACGAACCGCAAUCUACCAGGAGAACAUUCUCUGUUCUGUAUACAUCGGCGGACGAUUCUCUCAAGCGACACUUGCGGCCACUGCAUCUGGAAAAGCAAUGGAGUUCAGCUAUCAAGUCUCUCUCCCAGCGUGGUGGACGGCUAAAGGCACUGAUCUGCGGCCCCAAGGCUUCUGGAAAAUCCACCUUCAGUCGAUACCUCUUGAAUCACCUCCUCAGUCCCGCCCCGCAGACUGAGACGCACUACUACAACACCGACGGCGUUGCGUUCCUCGACCUCGACCCUGGCCAGCCCGAGUUCUCCCCUAUGGGCCAGGUCUACCUUGCACAUCUCCGGUCUCCCGUCUUCGGUCCCCCAUUCUCUCAUCCCUCGCUCGACGGUUCGCAAACUGGCUCGAUGAUCCGCGCUCACCACAUCGGAGCCACGUCCCCCAAGGACGAUCCCGAUCACUACAUGCUCGCGGCCAUGGACCUCAUGGACCGUUAUCGCGCCCUGCUAGCCACUUACCCCCAAUGUUCUCUCAUCAUCAACUAUCCCGGCUGGAUCUUCGGCCUCGGCUUGGAAGUGGCGACCUGGCUGGUGCGCUCGCUCGGGCUAUCGGAUGUGGUCUACAUGAGCGAGAAGGGCCCGAUGGAGGUGAUCGAGCCCCUUGGACAGGCCGCACACGAAGCCAUGGUCCCUCUCACCAUCCUCCCAUCCCAACCCACCGAUUUCGUCAGCCGCUCCAGCGCGCAGCUGCGCUCCAUGCAGAUGCAGUCGUACUUUCACCUGAGUCACGCCGACGGACUCCGUAGCCCGCUCUGGCUCGACCAGCCUCUUUGCCACACACGUCCGUUCCGAGUCUCCUACGCAGGACCCAACCAAGGCAUCCGCGGCAUUAUGGUCAUGGGCUCCCAGAUCGACCCCGACCUUCUGCACGACGUCGUCGACGGCGCCCUGGUCGGCGUCGUCGCCGUUGAAUCGUCGCGUGCCGUCCUCGGCGAGGCCGAUGGGCCGGGACCGCAGUCCACGAACGACGCAGAGGACGAGGAGAUGGAAAACGCCUCGACUGGCGGCUCAGACGUCAACAUGGAAGGAGAGGACGAGAAUACCCGCACCACCAAGCCCUCUAAAGCGCAACGAUCCAUGGACCCCGACAUCGAAGCCAACAUCACCCGCACGCGCAACGAAGACCUCCCGUACCUCUUCGUCGGCGCCGGAAGCUGCACCCCGCUCGACCCCCGCGCCUCGCACAGCCUCGGCCUAGCGCUCGUGCGGUCCGUUGACGUCUCGUCGCGAACCCUCGAGCUGGUCACACCCAUCGCGGGGUCCGCGACCCGCCACGCCCUGGAACAUGGGUACGGGCUGGUCCUGGUGCGUGGGCAACUCGACAACCCGAACUGGGCCAUCAGCGAGGAGUACCACGCCGCACGAGCCGCGGAGAAACGGCAUCGCGAGACGAUCGAGAAGGCCAGGAAGGCCGGCAACGAGGAUCUGGACCCGGCGACGCAGGCGCGAGUGUCUGCCGCUUUGAGGGACCGGGUCCGACGCGCAAGCAACGUGCCGUGGAUGACGGUCAUCGAGGACCAUAGUCGACGACAGCGGGAGGCAUCGCAGCGCGAGAAAUCGCUGUGGAAGCUUCGCAAGAAGGCAUACCCAGGGAGUGAGAUGGCCGCCAUCUCCCUCUUGGCCUUCCUCGAUGGCUUUUUUUCUGAUUUAUCCGCUUCUACGACAUUGCUCACCUUCAUUUCCAUGUCUCAGAUGUCUGUUCCCCAUGGUGCACCGUCACAUGAUGCCUCCUGGCAAGCCACUCGGAGAAAAGUGCGCAAAGGCACCCACAGUUGCUGGGAAUGCAAGCGUCGGAAGAUGAAGUGUAGAUUCGAUCCGCGCGUGGCUAGUGCCUCCUGCAACGGCUGUCGACGACGCGGCUCCGCGUGUAUCAGCCAGGAGUUCCCCGAGGACAUCGCAUAUGCCCUCGUGGGCAUUGGAUCUAGUCGCAGGGACGGCACUCCCACGCCCAGCGAGAGGGCAGAUCCUAGUAUUCUCGCGCCUCUGUCAACGAACAUGGAGCCGUCGCGGUAUCACAGGUCUUCCGAGCAAUAUCUUACGACCACCCGGAAUGAUACUUCACACCGUAAAUAUGAGAGUCUAUCUCGGUUCUUGCAUGAAUUACUCCCGUCGCGAGAAGAUAUCGAGAGGAUCUGCAAAGCCAGUCGCCACUCCUCCAUCCUCACCCACGAAUUAUUGACUACGCCAUACCCUACCCUCUACCAGAACGGCCUCCAAACGCCCGAGAGUUUAUUGACGACCCCGGAACCAAACAUGCAUCCUGUUUUGAUCACGAGGCACAUGCUCCAGCUCGCUCUUUUCCUACAACAUCUUCCCCCGGAACUUCACAAGGAGAUUAAAGGCCUGUCAGAACCACCCAGAGCCAUCAUGGAACGUUUAGCAAGUGUUGCCAUCUAUCACAUCACAACAAACGAGGAGCUUAUUGGCAGCAUAGAGAGCCUCGAAUGCAUCAUGCUCGAGAGUUUAUAUCAGGUGAACAUUGGGAACCUUCGACGAGGCUGGGUCGCGGGUCGGAGAGCCAUGAGUGUCGCCCAGCUGAUGGGCUUUCAUCAAUCGGAUACCCCGACCCCAUACAAGGCGCUCGACCCCAAGACGACGACGAAUUACAGCCCCCAGCUCAUGUGGCUCCGAAUCGUCAUUCUGGACCGCCAUCUCUGCAUCCUCUUAGGUCUGCCCCAAGGCUGCACCAACCAGAGUAUGGCCUCCGAGGGCCUCACCAAAGACGACUGCCCCAUUGGCCGUCUCGAGCACCAGCACUGUCUCAUCAUGUCCCGAAUCCUCGAACGUAACGCAUCCAAGCCCAGCCGCGCAGACCUGCCCACCACCCGCGCCAUCGACCUAGAGCUACAGGCCGCCGCAGGCAGCCUCCCGAGCAAGUGGUGGCUGGUCCCCAAACUCGACAGUGCGUCCGCCGACCUGCAAGCCGUGUUCUGGGAUACCCGCCGCCUAGUCCUACAGAUCUGCCACUACAACCUUCUCAACCAGUUGCAUCUGCCAUAUAUGCUGUGCCGGUCCUCGUCCGCGGAGGAGAGCAAAUACGACUAUUCGCGGCUCACCUGCGUCAAUGCGUCGCGAGAGGUUCUCUCGCGCUAUAUCUCGCUACGCAGCGUCAACCGCAUCGCGUACAGCUGUCGCACGGUCGACUUCAUCGCCCUCAUGGCGGCCAUGGCGCUCCUCCUCGCGCAUAUGGAUAGCCAUCGCGACGGGGUGGACAAUUUGCUCGCGAACCAGUAUCUGGGCGAUCGCGCGAUGAUCGAGCAGGUGCAGGAGCAUAUGAACGAGAUGAACAGGCUCAAUUCCGACGAACUCAGCGCGCAAAGUGCGGAUUUGUUGAAGGUGCUGUUGGCGAUUGACAUGGAGACAGGGAAUGGGAGGGUGAGUGUGUUGCCGCAGGAUGGGAUGGGCCGGGACCAGGAGAAGGAGGAGGGCGUGGUACGUGUGCAUGUUCCAUAUUUUGGAAUCAUUCGGAUUGUACGCGUGGUUCCGACUAGCAGCAGCACGAACAACACCUCAAAUCCACUCUCCUUGCACGUCGCCGACACAGCGGCUUCUCAGGACUUUACCGCACCUUUUGCGCCUCUGCAACAAUGCCUGGACACUUCCUCCGACCCGAGUUCUUUUCAGGACCCAUCCCCGCUGGCGCAUCCAGAACUCGCCGCAGGCGGCGAGGAGUGGGCGUUUCAGGGGGUGGAUAUGGCGUUUUUCGAGAGCAUCAUGAGGAACGUCGGGGGCGAUGGUUGA